This is a messenger RNA of Lactuca saligna, 2512 nucleotides long. The record is from the annotation of a GenBank genome assembly. Lineage: Eukaryota; Viridiplantae; Streptophyta; Magnoliopsida; Asterales; Asteraceae.
AUGAUUAACAAGCAAUUCACCAUCAGAUACUCAUCGUUGAAGCCCCAAUUUGAUAACCUUGUAAUCAAAUGCAAAAGCAUUAGGCAAUUCAAACAAGUACAUGCUCAAAUAAUCGUUCAUGAAGGCUUUCUUCCUCAUGAAACCUCACUUCCAGAAUUGUGUAGGCUGGCGUCUUUUUGUGCGAUUUCACCUCAUGGAAACUUACUUUAUGCUAAAACCAUAUUCGAUCAGCAACCAAACCCCACUGUGCAACUCUAUAACGCGCUCGUUAGAGGGUUUUCGGCAUCCACUACCCAGCCUCAAGAAGCCUUCUUCUUGUUCCGUCAAAUGCUACGUAAUGGUGUAGGACCCAAUAAUAUGACUUUCCCGUUUGUAAUUAAGGCAUGUACGUUGUCUUCAAGUAUUGGGUUUGGGAUUUUGGUUCAUACCCAUAUUUUGAAAUGUGGCUUUGAGUCUGACUUUUAUGUACAAAGUUCGUUGAUUAAGUUUUAUGCGGAUGCUAAACGUUUGCCUUCUGCAAAGAAGUUGUUCGAUGCGCAUCCAGAGAGAGAUAUUGUUUGUUGGAAUUCUAUGGUCGAUGCAUAUGUAAAAUCCGGCCAGAUGGACCUUGCAAGGCAAGUGUUUGAUCAAAUGCCACACAGGGAUGUGAUUUCUUGGAACAGUAUGAUCAAUGGCUAUGGAAUUGUUGGGAAUCUUGGUGAAGCAAAGAGGCUGUUCGAUCAAAUGCCUGAGAGAAACAUAGUCUCUUGGAAUUCAAUGUUAGCUGGGUAUGUGAAAUGUGGCAACGUAGAAGAUGCACUUAGAAUUUUCCACCACAUGCCUUACAGAGAUGUGGUUUCAUGGAACGCCAUGUUGGCUUGCUAUGCACAGAAUGGAAAGCCAAAUGAGACACUUGCAUUAUUUGAUGCAAUGAAAUUAGCAGGAAUAAGGGUGGAUGAAACUACAGUUGUUAGUGUAUUAUCUGCCAUUGGUCAAUUGGGUGUUUUAGAUAAAGGUUUACACUUGCAUUUCUACAUAAGCGAACAAGGCAUCAAUAUUAACCUAAUUGUUGGUACUGCAUUGAUAGAUAUGUAUAUCAAAUGUGGUAACAUUACAGAAGCUUCAAAGAUAUUUAACUCAAUGCAAACUAAAGACAUUCUAGCUUGGAAUACCAUGUUAAUUGGCAUGGGGAUGCAUGGUUAUUCCAAGGAUGCUCAAAAUCUAUUCAAACAGAUGCAGAAAGAAAGCAUGGCACCAAAUGACAUGACUUUUGUUGGUAUGCUUAUUGCUUUCUGUCAUGCUGGAAUGAUAAAGGAGGGUCAAGAACUAUUGUCUUCCAUGGAAGGUGCUUAUGGUGUUGAACCAAAAGUUGAGCAUUAUGGAUGUGUUAUCGACUCACUAUCUCGAGGUGGAAGAUUGGAGGAGGCUUUGGAUCUCAUAAGGAAAAUGCCUGUAGAGCCCAAUGCUUACAUAUGGGGUGCAUUGCUUGGUGGUUGCAAGAUUCAUGGGAAUGCACAGGUGGCAGAGGAAGUGGGAAAGCACCUCCUAGAUUUAGAACCACAACAUGGUGGAAGAUACAUACUUCUUUCAAACAUAUAUGCUGAAGCAAAAAACUGGGAUGAUGCAAGAAUGAUGAGGGAUCUUAUGGAAGCCAAGGGUGCAGCCAAAGUGACAGGAUUAAGCGUGAUAGAGUCGGAGGAUGGUAGAGAUUGUAAGGAAUAUAUAAUAUAUCAUAAAUAGUUUAGCUUUCAUGGAAAAAAUGGACUUGGCCAUAUGGGAUUUGGGUUACUAACAAACUGAGUCAACUCAUACCCAGGAGCAAGACUCAAGUUAUGUUGAGAUGGAUUAUUGAUCCAAUCUGUGAACCAUUGAGUUUGAAUCCCCCUUUGCAUCCCAUCCAUAUAACCACUCACCUUAUCCACCACCAUAGCUUGUUUAUCUAGUGCAUGCAUCACAACUCCUCUUUUCUUCAUUUCAUUAGUAGCAUUUGAACUUUUACCAACACCAGUGGCCUGUGGUGGUGGUGGUGGUGGAGCUUUACCGGGAAUGGUUACUUUGAGAGAGUCAAUCCUCCUGCAAAUGUCUUUGAGGGUUUGGUCAACUAACGCACCCAGGUCAUUCAAAUCUGGCAUGGUCAAGUUUUCUAUUGAACCUUUUCCAGUCAAACAUUGAUACAUGACCUCAGUCAUCUCUUUCUCUCGAUUCUCCUUCAUCUGCUUCUUGAGCUGCUGAUUGGAUUUGGUGAUCUGUUUCCUGAUGAAGCUCUCCUGAGUCAUCAUGUUCUUGCUUCUCUCCAUCUCUGGUAUCCUCUUAAACUGAGCAAGAACAUGUUGGAUACUGAUAUUGUUGGGCCAUAUCUCGGGUUGAGAUUCAUAUGGGCUAUAUAUGAUGGCACAUGCAUCGAUGCCACAUAAGUGAAUAAAAUUAAAGAACAAUGGAUUCAGGGAAGAAGAAGAUUUGAUAUUAUGGAAUGAUUGCCAAAGUUACAAAAAUAACCAACUCCAGGGAAUCUCUCUCUCUCUCUCUCUCUCUC